CGCAGGUUCGUUCACGCAAUCGUAUUCGCAUUUCGCGCUUGCAACGACCGUGGUAAUCGUAGCCGUAGGCCGUCUUCUCCAUCGGUACAUCGGAGAGGUGCGGUAUGGCGCGAUACUUGGGGCUGGGAGUGCGUGGCAGUAUAAUCUUUCUCCUUGCUGCCAUCGCAUGCUGCAUUUAUGCCGAGGCCAAAAAGACAACUGGACGGGAACUUAUGGAAGAUAUAACAGAUAUUAAGGACUUCAAAAAGCUUUUGCGUACAAAGAAGAAUGUGCUUGUUUUGUUCACCAAGACAGCAAGAGAUGGGUCGGAGCUCCUGCGCAUAUGUGCUGAUGUUGCCUUGGAAAUGAAAGGGCAGGCAACACUUGGAUACAUUGACUGUGGUGGUGACGGCAAGAAGCUUUGCAAAAAGCUGAAGGCAGUCCCUGAUCCCACUGUGUUCAAACACUACAAGGACGGCGAAUUUCACAAGGAUUAUGACAGAAAGGUCGCGCUUCAGUCCAUGGUGAAUUUCCUGAGAGAUCCAACUGGCGACAUUCCCUGGGAAGAAGAUGAGCAAGGAGUAGACGUAUACCACGUACCCGAUGCAGAAGGUCUUGGAAAACUUCUGCAGAGAGAAAAGAAUCCGGUCAUGGUGAUGUUCUACGCUCCAUGGUGCGGUUUCUGCAAACGAAUGAAGCCAGACUACAGUGCAGCAGCAACAGAGUUGAAGGGACAAUUUGUGCUGGCUGCGAUGGACGUAAAUAAACCUGAGAAUGCUGUCGUCCGGAGACACUUCAACAUAACUGGCUUCCCAACUUUGUUGUACUUUGAGAAUGGGAAUCUCAAGCACAAGUAUGAUGGAGCAAACACCAAAGAUUCUCUUAUAGAAUUCAUGAAAAACCCGGGGAGGCAGACUGGCAAACCGAAGGAAGAUGAAGCAUGGGCAGACACAAGUAGUGAUGUGGUCCACCUGACAGACUCCACUUUCACCUCAUUCUUGGAGAAGGAGCCCUCUGUGCUAGUUAUGUUUUAUGCACCCUGGUGUGGCCAUUGCAAGAAGAUGAAGCCCGAAUAUGUAGAGGCAGCUGCUAAGCUGAAAGCUGACAAUAUCCCUGGUGUCUUAGCAGCUGUUGAUGCUACGACUGAAAAAACUGUGGCUGAAAAGUUCAAGAUUACUGGAUACCCUACUGUAAAGUAUUUCAAGAAUGGACAGCUUGCAUUUGAUGCGAACCAGCGGACAGCAGCAAAAAUAGUGGAGUUCAUGAAGGAUCCAAAGGAACCUCCACCACCCCCUCCGCCAGAAGUUCCCUGGAGCCAAGUGCCAAGCGAUGUGGUGCAUCUGGAUGAAAAUAAUUUCAAAACCUUCCUGAAACGCAAGAAGCAUGUUCUCGUCAUGUUUUAUGCUCCAUGGUGCGGUCAUUGUAAACGAGCAAAGCCAGAAUUUCAAGCAGCAGCUGCCCAAUUUAAGGAUGAUCCCAAGGUGGAAUAUGCAGCUGUAGACUGCACAGAAAACCAAGGAGUGUGUUCUGCACAUGAUGUGUCUGGGUACCCAACUUUCAAGUACUUCUCCUACUUCAAAACGGCCAUUAAGUAUGAUGGAGGGCGCAAGGAAGCAGACUUCGUUAAUUUCAUGAAGGAGCCAAUCGCUGGUGCAGCAGAAUCUGCAACGUCCACAGAGAAGCCCAAGGAGGAAUGGUGGGAGGGUCCCGGUGCAGAUCAUGUUCAUCGGCUGACAAAGGACAACUUUGACUCUGUACUCAAGGAAAAGAGUUCCGUACUUGUUAUGUUCUAUGCCCCUUGGUGCGGCCACUGUAAGAACAUGAAGGCAGCAUACGCCGAGGCAGCUGCAGCAAUGGACUCGCAGAAGAUCCCCGGAGCCCUGGCUGCUGUAGAUGCAACAGUCGAGAGGGACUUGGCGUCAAAGUACAACGUGCGGGGCUUCCCGACGUUGAAGUAUUUCAAGAAUGGAAAUCUGGUGGAAGAAUACAACAAGCAGAGGACAGCGGAUGAUCUAGUUAAUUACAUGAAGAACCCUCCAUCUACCAAAAAGACAGAGCUAUAGCACAGAGGAGUAGUACUGAAUCAGACUUUUCCAGCUCGGGACUGCCUCCUCCUCCUCUUCCUCCUCCUCCUCCUCUUCUGCUGUUUUGGAACGUGCAGCGCUGCCUUGACAUCUUUUGCUUGUGAUGGCUGCACUUCAGUGUCAGCUGCAUUAGCACAAUGUGAUAUGGCUGGUCGAUGUUUUGAGAUAAAAGUUUUAUACGUUUGCAA
This is a messenger RNA of Ornithodoros turicata, 2251 nucleotides long. Its product is annotated as protein disulfide-isomerase A5-like. Gene Ontology annotation, biological process: protein folding. Gene Ontology annotation, molecular function: protein disulfide isomerase activity. NCBI's taxonomy places the organism in Eukaryota, Metazoa, Arthropoda, Arachnida, Ixodida, Argasidae. The record is from RefSeq and is a predicted model, not a curated record. Bases 105 to 2042 code for a protein of 645 amino acids. Gene Ontology annotation, cellular component: endoplasmic reticulum. The transcript has 22 exons.